ACGUGUUUUCAUUAUGUCUACCAUUGACAGAUUGUCAAUAAGAGGGAUCCGUAGUUUUGGUCCUCGCCAAGAAGACGAGGUUAUAGUACGUUUCAGAAGCCCCGUGACCCUCAUAGUGGGCCAGAAUGGAGCUGGGAAAACUACUAUUAUAGAGUGUCUUAAGUACAUGACGACUGGUGAGUUUCCCCCAAACAGCAAAGGAGGAAAUUUCGUUAUGGACCCAAAGCUGGCUGGGGAGAGAGAAGUGAAAGCUGUCAUUAGGUUGAAAUUUGUCAACGUUAAAGGUGAAAAAAUAACGUGCAGUCGUAUCAUACAGUCCGAGCAAAAGCUGAAGAAGAUUGAGCAGAAGCAGCUUGAGGGAUCGCUAGUGAGAGAAGACAAAGUUACAGGAGAAAAAAUUAAAGUUUCAGCGCGUUGUAUAGAGAUCAACACUGAAAUGGCAUGUAAUUUGGGUGUGUCUAAAGCUAUCCUUAAUCAUGUGAUAUUCUGUCACCAAGAGGACUCUAAUUGGCCUCUAAGUGAAGGCAAAGCGCUCAAGACUAAGUUUGAUGAGAUCUUUGCAUCAACGAGAUACUCAAAAGCUCUCGAGAAUAUAAAGAAGUUUCAAAAAGAUCAGAAAAGCUUGUGCAGAGAGUACAUGGCAGAACUGAAGCACUUGAAGGAUCAAAAGGAGAAAUCUGAUGAACUGCAGAAGAGAAUGCAGUCUUUACAAAAAUCUGUUGAUUCCUUGAAAGCUGAAGAGACCCGACUUAAGAGAGAAAUAGAACCAGUUGAAGAGAAGUUGGCUGAGUUAAGUAGAAAGUAUGACAAAGUUGCACAAAUUGAGAAAGAAAAUGCUAAGCUGGAAACAUCAAGAAAGGAGUUUCUCCAACAGAAAGAAAGCCUCUCAAAUAAGAUCGAACAAGAAUUCACAGGAUCACUUGAUGAACUGCAGUCAUUGUUUGAGGAUCAUGAAAGACAACAGGAAAGAAAGGAGAGCAAUCUUGAAGAGUGUAAUAGGAAGUUGGAGAGGAUCUGUGUUGAUGAGAAUAGUUUAAAAGAGAAAAUGAACAAACUGACUGAGGAAUAUGGUCGCCUUGAGAGUGACGAACAACAUUAUCGUCUAGCUGUCAAGAAACGUGAUCAGAAUAUAACGAGUCUUGCUGGUCAGUUAGGAAUUGUUGGCUUUGGAGAAGAGGCUGGCCCUUUCUCUAAGGAAUCCAUUAGACAUUUUGUGUCUGAAAUCACUGAACAAAAGGAAAAGAGGCAGCGUCAAAUAAUGGAAGAAAAGGAAAAGCUAAUAAAGAAAGAGAAAGAAUUAAGUACCUCAGUAAGUGAGUUACAGGACAACUGCUCGAGGCUGAAGCAGAAGAAAGAAAUGAAGGAGAAGAUGUUGAAUGAUAACGAAGCACUCCUCAUCAACCUCAACAGGCAACUGAGUAGAAUAGCAUCAGCUAAUGCUGAGUUUGAGAGGAUUGAACUGGAUUUGAAACAAGCGACUCAAGAAUUAAAGGAAUACCAAGAGAGCGUGAACAUUGAUCAGCUAGAGAGAGACCUCUCGGUGUUGCAGGAAACUAAACAAGUUGCUUCAGAGAAACACCGGAAGCUACAGAAAGAGAUGGGACUCAUCACUCAACAGUCGGCAGCCAGAGGAGCACUGGAGAGCAUGCAGAAAGACAAACUAAACAAAGAAGAAGAAUAUCAGAGAGAGUUUAGUGGUAUAGAGUCAAAGUUGUUGGAAUUGGUUGGUCACAUGCCAUCAGAUGAUGAAUUGGACUCAUCCAUUGCUGAUAAAGAAAGGUCCAGGAGGAUCACUAAUUCACAGACGCAGAGUAAACUCACGAAAUGGCGGCACGAGCAGUCAAAGCUCCAGGCACAAGUAGACGAGAAAAUGAAACAAAUAAAGGACAAGGAGAGCAAACUAAAAGUUAUUAACAAGGAGGUGGAGUCAGUUUGUCAAGGAACGUCUUAUGAAAAUAAACUUGAACAAAUCAAAGAAGAACUGACCACGAAAGAAGAUGAUAUGAAUGCUAUUCAAGGAUCACAGUCUUUCUUCAAGGAAGCUUUAAAGAAGGCCAAGAGCAGUAAGAAAUGUCCGUUGUGUGCUAGAGGAUACGACACUCAGGAAGGAAUUGACAGCCUCAUCACAUCAAUUGAGAGGAGGCUUACCUCCAAAGUCCCCGAACUGAUACAGAACUAUCAACAACAAAUGACCCAACUGAGAUCAGUUCAUACCAAAUUACUGCAGCUAGCACCUCAACUAGCCCAAGCUCAAGUUUUGCAAACUGAUGAGAUACCAAGUUUAGAGAAACAAGUAAAGGAAAUGAAUUCAACCCUUUACAAACUCAACCAGGACACAACAAAGGCAGAGUCAGAGCUCUCAGCUAGUCAGAAGCAGUUGGACCAGUUACGCGAGUUACGCCCACGAGCAACGAGACUGACGCAACUUAGGACCGACCUGGAUAGCCUGGAUCGGAGGAUCAGUGCUGAGCUCAGCAAAGUGGGCGGGGAGAGCGUUCGUAGUCAUGCCGUCGUACAGAGGGAACUGCAGAUGGCACAGAUGGAAUGUGAUGAAAUUGGACGUAAAAUGGACAGCAAGAGGCAGGAGAUUAGCAUGUGCCAAAAGACCCUCGGGGAGUUAGAGAGAAAAGUCCAUCGAUACAGACAAGAUCAAUUAAAUCUUCAGAAACAGGUCCAGGAGAGGCAGACUUGUAUCAGCAAGAAGGAAGAGCUGACAGCUGCUAAUCAAGGCCUUCAAAGAGAUAUCAAAGCAGCCGAGAGACAGUUGAAACCACUUGAGAGUAAACUAGACACUACAAUGUCAGAGAGAGACCAGUCCAUGAUGGACAGGGAGGAGACUGAGAGGGAAGAGCAAGAGAAGCUCUACCAGUAUCAGUCGGGACUGGAUACGCUUAAGGCAAGGAUAGGAGAGGUUGAAAAACUAGAGGCUAAAAGAUUGACCAACAGUCUCGAUCAGUGCAAAAGCAGCAUGGAGGACUUGAGUCAUAAAAUUAGAAUAAAAUCAAAGGAGAGGUCAGAGGUUGAUGGCAGGAGAGAAGAACUCAGAAAAGCUCUUGCCAAUUCAAAAGUGAGACUAAGGGAGCUAGAAGACAAUAUUGAGCUCAUGAAAAUUGAAUCAAAACUUCGCGAAACAAACAAAAAAAUAAAAGAUCUCGAGAGACAAUUACAGCAGCAAGGACUGGACCAUUACAACAGUAAUUAUAACAGACUUCAAACUCAAUUCGAAAAGUUAAACCAAGAGCUCGGCAAGACCAAUGGUAUUAGAAAUGGGAGGGAAGGUGAACUCAAUUCGACAGAGCAUGAAGCUAACUCUGAGAUUUAUCGUGACGCAGAUAAGAAAUAUAGAGACAUGUCCAUAAAUUUAAAGACAACAGAUUUAGCUAUAAAGGACCUUGACAAGUAUUAUAAAGCACUAGACAGAGCUAUAAUGAGAUUCCACACAAUUAAAAUGGACGAGAUUAAUAAAAUAAUUAAAGAGCUCUGGAUGAAGACCUACAAAGGAGGAGAUAUCGACACGAUAGAGAUUCGUUCUGAUGAUGAUCCGGAAGGAUCGUCUUCAACUGGGAGAAAAGUGUAUAAUUACAGAGUUGUGAUGGUAAAAGGUGACAAUACAUUGGACAUGCGUGGGCGGUGCAGUGCUGGUCAAAAAGUCUUGGCUUCUAUAAUAAUUCGGCUAGCUCUGGCAGAGACUUUUUGUAUUAACUGUGGCCUGUUGGCACUGGAUGAACCCACCACUAACCUUGACUGUGAUAAUAUUGAAGGACUUGCUGUUGCUCUUUCAGACAUUAUAAGGGAAAGACAGCACCAAAAGAACUUCCAAUUAAUCAUAAUCACGCACGACCUCAAGUUUGUUGAACAGAUCGGACGCUCCGAGUUUGUCGAAGAUUAUAAUCAUGUUUAUAAAGAAAUUGGGUGUUGUUCUGCUGUUAAAAAAGUCCCCAUUGGUGAGCUAAGUGUUUACAAUUAGACUCAGCAUGUGAUCGUCGCAUGCAACCAACUUGUGAUCAUUUCAACCUUAUAUAAUAAUUAUGAUUAAUAUUAGAUGCAUUGUUAUUGUGAAAAAAAUGAAUUUUCUCUUCAUAACCUUAAACAAUUGGAA
Molecule: messenger RNA, 4099 nt
Organism: Amphimedon queenslandica
Lineage: Eukaryota; Metazoa; Porifera; Demospongiae; Haplosclerida; Niphatidae
Product: DNA repair protein RAD50-like
Exons: 38
Coding region: 14-3967 (1317 amino acids)
Biological process (GO): telomere maintenance via recombination; chromosome organization involved in meiotic cell cycle; telomere maintenance via telomerase
Cellular component (GO): nucleus; Mre11 complex; condensed nuclear chromosome
Molecular function (GO): ATP hydrolysis activity; G-quadruplex DNA binding; single-stranded telomeric DNA binding
Source: RefSeq, a predicted model, not a curated record